This is a messenger RNA of Striga hermonthica, 621 nucleotides long. NCBI's taxonomy places the organism in Eukaryota, Viridiplantae, Streptophyta, Magnoliopsida, Lamiales, Orobanchaceae. The record is from the annotation of a GenBank genome assembly.
AUGGAAGGAACUCAAGGUGUUGAAGCUACAGAUGGAACUGUACCGGUUGCGUCUGCAUUUUCUGGUCAUCAAGAAGUUGUUGAAGCCAAAGAUGGAACUAUUUCUGUUGCUUCUGCAUUUGCUGGUCAUCAAGAAGCUGUUCAGGAUAGAGAUCACAAAUUCUUAACAAGAGCUGUUGAAGAAGCUUACAGAGGUGUAGAAUGUGGAGAUGGAGGUCCUUUUGGUGCUGUUGUGGUGCUCAAUGAUGAAGUCGUUGUAAGCUGUCACAAUCUGGUUCUCAAGCAGACAGACCCUACUGCUCAUGCUGAGGUUACAGCAAUAAGAGAGGCCUGCAAGAAGCUCAACAGGCUGGAGCUCUCGGACUGCGAGAUUUAUGCUUCUUGCGAGCCAUGCCCUAUGUGCUUUGGUGCCAUCCAUCUUUCAAGAAUCAAGAGAUUGGUUUAUGGAGCUAAAGCAGAAGCUGCAAUUGCUAUCGGUUUUGAUGACUUCAUUGCUGAUGCACUUAGAGGAACCGGUUUCUACCAAAAGGCUAAUUUAGAAAUCAAAAGAGCUGACGGCAACGAGGCCGUGAUUGCAGAGCAAGUGUUCGAGAAAACCAAGGCCAAGUUUCAUAUGUAUUGA